CUGGGCCUGGGGCUGGACGGGCUUUCCUAGACCUGCGCUCGAGCCUGGGACCUUGUCAUUUAGGUUGGCGGAGAACAAGCGGGUUAUAAGGUUAACUGCACGGUUAUAAGAUCUAUUGGCUUGAAUGAAAGCCAACGGUCCUAGUUAUCAAAAAGCAAGUGUCUGCGUCAGUGGGGCACGGCCUGGCCUAACGUGAUCCCUGCUGGGUGAAGACUGCAAGUACUUAUCCUUCUGGGUGACACUGCUGCAAGUGCUGGACUGAGCUUGCUCCCCGCAGGUCGGGCUCCCUUCCUCCCAGGGGGUCCCUGGCAUGUUCCUUCUGGCACCAGAGGCACUUUCCUUAAACUUCCUCAUUUUUUCCUUUCUCCAGAAGUCAUCAGAUGGAUUUUGAAAUUGAACACACUUGGCACGGCUUUCCAGUGCAGCAUGAGCCGGUUUCUGUUGGGCUGCGUCCAGCUGAGGGAGGUGUGAUGAUGGCAGUCAGUGCUCCACUUUUCAAUGACCCGCCUGCACCCCUUGGAGAGCCAGGAGAGCCUUUCAGUGAGCUCUGGAACUAUGAAGUUGUAGAAGCAUUUUUCUUGAAUGAUGUAACUGAGCAGUAUUUAGAAGUUGAACUUUGUCCACACGGACAGCAUUUGGUGCUUUUUCUCUCUGGAAGAAGAAAUGUGUGGAAGCAAGAACUGGCUUUAUCAUUCAGAGUGUCUAAAGAAGACACAAAAUGGAAAGGCAAUGCUUAUCUUCCUUGGACAUAUUUUCCACCAAAUGUGACAAAAUUCAAUUCAUUUGCAAUUCACGGAUCAAACGAUAAAAGACACUAUGAAGCCCUUUACCCUGUGCCUCAGCAUGAGUUGCAAGAAGGACAGGUGCCUGACUUCCAUCGUCUAGAAUAUUUCAAGCCUUUCAGUUUUAACACACUGCUUGGAGAUGAAUGGAAGCAACCAGAAUCAGACCUAUGGCUAACAGAGAAACCUGAUGUGCAGGAAAUUAAUAGAUAACAAAUCCUGUAAACUAUAAAUUUCUCUUCACUUUUUAAGAUAAACAAGUAUAAUAUCUCUUCAGGCACCAUGAACAUAUUUCAGCCACAAACAUUUUCAUACAGGUCACUGAAAAUAUACUAUCUAUGUAGCAAAUUGUACAUGAUUAACAAGAAAAUGGAAAGAUUGUAGAUGAUUUCAUCUACAGUGUUGAGAUGGUUCUCAUAACUGUCUAAUCCAGUAUCUAGGAUGGUACUGUAGGGGCUGUUGAUUGCUGUGUGUAAGCAUCAUACCAAAUGUCUCUUACUCUCUUACCCAUGAACAUCAACCAGCUUGAAAAGAGAUAUUUUAAAGCUAUGUAAUAUAUAUUAAUUCUUCUACUCCGAAUCUUGAUACUAGAGCAUAGUGACCUAUUAUUUCAGUGGAAUAGAUUUGUAUCUGUUAAGACAUCCUUAAGAUUCACAAAUUAUGAAAACAGCUACUUUUCCUGUCUUAGAUGGAUUUUUACUGUGUAUAGAAAUAAAGUCUUGAAGUUAA
This is a messenger RNA of Dipodomys ordii (Ord's kangaroo rat), 1511 nucleotides long. Its product is annotated as chromosome unknown open reading frame, human C4orf33. The record is from RefSeq and is a predicted model, not a curated record. The transcript has 8 exons. Lineage: Eukaryota; Metazoa; Chordata; Mammalia; Rodentia; Heteromyidae. Bases 381 to 995 code for a protein of 204 amino acids.